GUCGUUAAGAACACCUCGUACAUCCCGGACUGACUCUCCCUGUAAAGCAGCCUUGCCUAAAUCACCGUCAAGACAAUCUCCAGAAAGCUGUGCGUGUGAGCCGCUGCACCCUGUCAGGAGCGAUGGGAGAGGCCGAGACGCGCCAGAAACUGCUGCGCAAUGUGAAGAAGGAGGUGAAACAAAUUAUGGAGGAGGCAGUAACGAGGAAAUUUGUGCAUGCAGACAGCAGCCAUAUUAUAUCCUUCUGUGCUGUAGUGGAGGCGUGUGUGCUUCAUGGAUUGAAACGUAGGAUUGCAGGCCUGCUGUGCAGUAAUAAGGUUGCGGCACUCUUUAUGAAGGUGGCAAAAAGCUUUUCCCCUGCUGCGGAGCUCUGUCACAAGGUCCAGGAGCUGGAACAGCUCAUUGAAAACAGCAAGCAGAACAAUUCCUCACUGAGUACUGACCGCAGUCGGCAGUCCAAGUUGGCUAACCUUCCUCCUCAAGCACUGAAACACCUGUGGAUUCGAACUGCCCUGAUGGAAAAGCUCCUAGAUAAGAUUGUCCUGUACUUGGUAGAAAACAGCAGUUCAUUCUAUGACAAAGAAGCCAUGCUGAUGGAUCCUGUGGAUGGACCGAUUCUUGCAUCCCUAUUGGUUGGCCCCUGUGCUUUGGAGUACACCAAGGUUAAGACUGCAGACCAUUUCUGGACGGAUCCAUCUGCAGAUGAGCUUGUACAGAGGCAUCGUAUUCACAGCGGUCACUGUCGGCAGGAUUCCCCCUCCAGAAGGCCUGCCUUGAUCCAGAAGAGACAGUCCAGUGGUAGCAUGGAUGAUCGCCCUCUUAUGUGGGUGAGGGAAUAUGUUGAAUCACUUCACCAAAACUCUAGAGCCACACUUCUGUUUGGGAAGAACAAUGUCCUGGUCCAGCCGAGAGAUGACAUGGAGGCCAUUCCAGGCUACCUUUCUCUACAUCAAACUGCAGACCUUAUGACCCUGAAGUGGACACCAAAUCAACUGAUGAAUGGCAAUGUUGGGGAGCUGGACUCUGAAAAAAGUGUUUACUGGGAUUAUGCUAUGACAAUUCGUUUGGAGGAGAUUGUGUAUCUCCACUGUCAUCAGCAAGUGAACAGUGGAGGCACAGUCGUUUUGGUGAGCCAGGAUGGGAUCCAGAGGCCUCCUCUACAUUUUCCUAAAGGAGGCCAUUUGCUCCAGUUUCUCACAUGCUUAGAGACUGGCCUGCUACCUCAUGGGCAGCUAGACCCACCACUCUGGAAUCAGAGAGGGAAGGGAAAGGUUUUCCCCAAACUGCGAAAGAGAAGUCCACAUGGUUCAUGUGAUUCUGUAUCAGAUAAGGAAGACGAUGAAGCAACCGAUUAUGUGUUUCGGAUCCUCUUUCCUGGCAAUCAGAUGGAGUUCAUGGCCCCAGAGCUGAUGGAUCAGGGUGUUAAUAUGUGGCAGCCAGCCCCCAGGAAGUCCUCCUGCUCCUCCUGCUCACAGAAUGGCUCAUCUGAUGGCUCUCUGCCUAAUGGCUGUAACCAAGAAAGGGCUCCCUUAAAGCUCCUUUGCGACACCAUGAAAUACCAGAUAAUCUCCCGUGCGUUCUAUGGCUGGCUUGCAUACUGUCGUCAUCUGUCCACAGUCCGCACCCACCUCUCCGCAUUGGUCAACACCACGAUUGUUGACCCCGGCGUACCCUGUGAUGCUCGAGGAGGCCUCUCUGUGGAGGUCUGGAGCAACUUCCUCAAAGACAGCUCUGCCUAUGAGGAAAAGGAGAUACACAGACUGGUGUAUUUUGGUGGGGUGGCCCCUUCACUCCGUAAAGAAGUCUGGCCCUUCCUGUUAGGACAUUAUAAGUUCAGCAUGAGUGAAAAAUGCCGGCGGGAGAUUGAUGAGCAAAUGCGGUGCAUGUACGAGCAGACUAUGAAGGAGUGGCAGGGUUGCGAGGCCAUUGUCCGUCAGAGGGAGAGAGAGAAACACGCCGAGGCACUCGCCCGAUGCUCAUCCGGAGCCAGCGUGGAAAGGGGACCCGUGCAGCGGGACUCCACCAUCAGUACAGAUUCAUCUCUAAGUAGCAACUCAGAUCAACAAAAUACUCACUCACAGAGCGACUCCAGCAGCAGCGCACAGGUAUUUGAAUCGGUCGACACAGCGGAUCAGGCUGAGAGUGAGUCCAGAGCUGAAGAAGCACAGCACAGAGGUGCAGGCAAGGCCAUCGGAAAUGCAACCACAGACAAGCCACAACUUCCCUCCUCCGACCCGUCCUCCAACGAUCUGUCAAACCAACGUCCAGAUUCAGACAACCGUCAUCCUGUAACUGAGUCUGUUUCCCAGCAAACAGCAGAAAACUCAGAAGCCUGCAGUGAGGAACCUACAGCUGGAUCACAGCCUGUAAAGAUUCAGCUCACAACAUGUGAAUCAGGAGAGGAGGAUGUAAAGGACCCUGCAGCCGAGAGUGAGGCUGAUGCACAAAAGAGGGAGACGGUUUCAGAAAGCAUAGUGGUUCAGGAGACAAAGGAGAAAUCUGAAGCUGAGCAAAAAGCUGAAGUAGAGGAAAAAGAUCAAACGAAGCAUGGGCUGUCAGGGGCUUCAAAAGCCACAGACACAGAUAUUAAUUUGAAAGAGAAUACUAAUGUUCUAAAGCUGGAAACAGAGAUACAUAAUGAAUAUUUCCAAGCACCUCCGCUUGGGCAGACUUUAAGUCUUCAGCCACACAAGAGCAAAAGUCUGGAAGUGGAGUCAUCUUGUCCGCCUACAGCAGAAAAAGAUGCAAAUCCGCUAAAUGAAAAAAAGCCAGAAAUUUCUAAGAAACAAGAAAUCCCAUUAAAAGUGAUCAAGGCCUCAAACACAGACGCAGAAACAAUGGAUGUUGAAGCAGCCGUCUGCGACUUUGUUGAAACCAAAAAGGCUACAGAGAUUUCAUUCGAGAAACCUGGUUCAAAUUCUCCAGUCAGACAAGUGCUGAAUGCUCUUCAAUCAGCAUCGCUUUCGCUGUCGUCUCAGUCCCGGCAGUCUCCAGACACAGCCGAUUCGGAUGACUCUCCUUCUGCGCUGGAAAUGGAGGACAUUCCUGCAGGGAUAACAUGCGUGACCUCCGAGGACAUCAAAACCAGGCCUUUGGCAGGGCUUGCUGCGCCCCCUGUCUCCCUGGCACAAAGAGAGAAAAUGGCAUCUGAGGAUCUUGCCCUAGAUCACCAUCUGGACACAGCUUGUAAUACCAGUCCUGAGGGCACAGAUCUGGGCCUUUCAGAAGAGGAGCCCGAGAUAGAAAAUGUGCUCACUGAACCAGAGUCUGCAGAGGUGGGAGGAGUCACCAAAUAUGAUGAGUCCUCAGAGGAGCAAACCUAUUCUCAAGAAACAAUGGAUAUGUACUUGAUCAAUUUGCAUCGUAUUGACAAAGAUGUCAGACGUUGUGAUAGAACGUAUUGGUACUUCACCACUGAGAAUCUGGAGAAGCUGCGUAACAUAAUGUGCAGUUACGUCUGGCAGCAUCUGGAUAUCGGUUAUGUGCAGGGCAUGUGCGAUCUGCUCGCUCCUCUGUUAGUUAUCCUGGAUGAUGAGAUCAUGGCGUUCAGCUGCUUCACUGAACUGAUGAAGAGGAUGAACCAGAAUUUCCCUCACGGGGGUGCCAUGGACUCUCACUUUGCCAAUAUGCGCUCACUUAUCCAGAUCCUGGACUCUGAGCUGUUUGAACUGAUGCAGCAGAAUGGAGACUACACCCACUUCUACUUCUGUUAUCGCUGGUUUCUUCUUGACUUCAAGAGAGAAAUGGUCUACGAUGAUGUGUUCUCUGUGUGGGAAACCAUCUGGGCAGCCAAGCACACCUCCUCUGAGCACUUUGUGCUCUUCAUUGCCCUGGCACUUGUGGAGAUGUAUCGAGACAUCAUCCUGGAAAAUAACAUGGACUUUACAGACAUCAUCAAGUUCUUUAAUGAAAUGGCCGAGAGACACAACGUCCCCCAGGUCUUGAUGAUGGCCCGAGACUUGGUCCACAAGGUGCAGACGCUCAUAGAAAACAAGUGAUGCAGGAUGCUGCUGGUUAACACCCACGAUCCUUUUAUGCUAACUUGUCUCAGAGAUAACAACAGAACCAUGUAAUUGUCGUAUAUUCCACAGAAAAGGAAAUGAUGUAAAUGAAAAGCACCGACAAGAUAACCGAUCAUUAAAGCUGCUCGUUAUUCAAAGGUAGUUGUAAAACAACUUCUCAUCACUUGCUCCUCUCUGUAUUCGGGAGAUGCAAUUAUUGCCAGUGUUUUUGGUCACUUAGUGAAUGUACCCUUGUUGAAACUGCUUCAGGAUGUUGUUUAUUUUGCCUUAAAAUUUGCUAUUUUUUCAGGGAUACAGCAACCAAAUUCUUCACUAAUGCGUUCGGUUAAGUUAUACAUCUUGUAUACACUUAAAUAUAUUUUCAGUAUUGUCAUUUACUUAGCUGAAAUUGUAGCUGCCAUGCUUAAACAUUUUGUGAUACACUUGAAUAGUUUUUUUCAGUGAUGUACCUGAGGUCACGGGAUGAUUUGCAAACGUUGCAGGGUUCUACCGGCUGGCUUAUCUGAUGUUAAACAGGUGAUUGCCUCUGAUGCACACAAGAUUGCAGCAUAUGUAGACCUGGAUUCUGUGUAGCACCUUGUAAUUGCACAUAGUUUCCAUAUACUGUAUCACCAUUUCCUCUUUCAACUGGUCACGUUCUUAUAUUCUCCGCUGCUGUCUCCCACCUCCUCUAUGCAUUAGUUAAGAUGAUUUAACCGUUGUCUCAUAUCCCAGUUAGUAUUCCUUCUAGAUGCAUGCUGUCAUUGAAAACCUCCUUCUUCCCUUAAACUACACAGUGCUGCUCAGGCUGAACACGUCAGCUAUCGUUUUCAUAAAAUCAAAGGAUAAAGACUGCUUAAAGGGAUUUCCCACAGUCAGAGGUUUCUUCCUGUCAAAAGGGAGUUUUUCCUUCUCACUGUCUUUCUUUAAUUUACAAUGCAAAGCACCUUGAGGUGACUGCUGUUGUGAUUUGGCACUAUAUGAAUUGAAUUAAUUUUAAAGCGCUACAGCUUUACCAGAUUUUGCUUCCAUGCAAUAUAGAGAAUUGUGGUCGUAAUUUUUCUGCUGGUGGUUAUUUCAAAGAGGUAGUUAGCUGGUGGCAGUUUGUUCUUCCUUCACACGCUGCACUUCCCUUUUUCACUUUCAGAGUUAAACCACUGUCUCGCCCUGACGAACUUGGUUGUCAUGGCUUUAAAGCGCGCCAAAUUGUUUCUGUAUGCCAAAAAACCCCGAAAGGCAGCGAAUAGUUUAAUAUUUCCCGGGCAUUUCUCUUCACUAUUAUCACUAUUUCACUGCUGCUCAGAAUGUCAGAGCUCUAACUUCAGCUAUGAGGAAAGUACAAUCUUGAUGAUGAGCUUUUUACUUUUAAAGGAAUAGUAGCUGGUCAGUGGUAUGUAGCCAUGUAGAUAAUGAUGAUUUUGUCAGUUCAUUUUUUUGCUGCAGUCAUAGUGGAUUUCAUUUGUUUAGCCUUAAGACGAGAAAUGAUUUAACAGCUCGGGAGUAAACGUGUAAAGGUGAAUAUCUUAAAAUCUCGGCAGAUAAACACAAGAUACUCUAUAUAGCUCGAUACCAAGAGAGGCAAGUCAGAAAAUAUGAUUUAUUGGUGCCACUUACAGUUACAAAAUAGCCAAAACACACACGUCUGUUUCACUGUGGCUUAAAUUCCAGUGUUUUAAUAUCACUGCUAAUGUGUCUACAUAUGAUCUUGCCUGAGUAUUGCUGUUUGUGUAUUGCUGUUUGUUGUCAGAAGAUUUACAGUAUACAAUGUGUUAAGAAGAAACUGACUUACUGUACAAAAAAAAAACCUAAGCUAGUACUUAUUUAUUAAAUGCAAUACAAUGUCUGUAUAUGGGCCUGGUCUGAUUAUAAUGAAACAAAAGCUAAAAGUAUGCCAAUGGAAAUAAAUAUAUUUUUAUUUUUUCUGUGUCUUCUAAAAUGGUCACUGAGUAUACUUAAUUUAUUGUGUAUUAAAAAUCUUAUAUUUUGCAUUGAAGGUGCCCUGCGUGUUCUUUCUGGUUAAGAGAUCCGCUUUGAUCUUCAAAUUAUUUCAUGUUAAAUUGUUUGUAAUAAUAACCACUUUAGAUCGUAUUUUUGAUCCUGAUUCUUUGUUCUGGUGCCUUAUUUGUGUCUGAAAUAGGGUCAGUUUGUUUCAAGUCUGCCUAAAAACAACACCCAGAUGCUUACAGGUAGUAGGCAUACCUUCAGGGGUCUAGUGGAGUACACAACUCAACAUCAGCCGUCAGCAAAAGGGGGGCCGACAUAAUAUCACGGCAGUUAUGUUAUGCCUGAUCAGUGUAUCCGUUGAUUGUAGAUCUUGACAAUCCCACGCCUACCUUGCCAUGAAUUUUCUUAACUUAUUUAAAUGUUGUUUUUCCUCAUCUGGGGGAAUAAUUCUGUCAUCAUGUACUUCUGUUGGCUUCUGUAGUCUUUCUGAUCUUUUUGCUUGUGCUGAGGUAGUCAACACAUUCCUUCUUUAUAAGAGUGUACCGGAUGGUUUGGCCAGUCCUAAUGUUUUUGCUCUCUCUCUGAUAAAUUUGUUUGAGUUAAAACUUAUACAAUUGGAUGGAACCGUCGUUUGCUCACGUCAAUGGACCCAGGUCUGAUGUUCUGGAUGGAGGAAGGUAAUAAAGUUCUUUAGGUAAAGUCAGAUCAGCAGUGCAACUACCCAACUUAAAACUGUCACACAAUCCUUGGAGGAGAAAAGAUGGUACUGGCAUUUUUUUUGUAUAUGUAUGUUAAGCUACAUUAGAGGUCUAUCUUGCUCCAUUAAACCAAACUAUUUCAAUAUCAGCAUCGAUUUAGGCAAAGCACAGGUCUAAUACAGUAACCUCAGGAAUAAUCAUAAUAUUGCAUACGUUUUCUUUAUUUAAAGGUUAUCACCCUAACUAAUCGACUGAACAAAUAAACUACUGGCAUAGAUGUGACUGGGAAUAAAACUGCAAAAAAGAAGGAAUAGUUGAACUGUGUGUCUUUUUCAUGUUGUCCAGUUCAUUAUUCAAGUUUGGGCAGGAGCUGAGUAGACCAUUUUAACUUUGAACUGUUGAUUUGUUGGAAUCAACACCAUAUUUUUUCCCCCUAUAUAAAUAAUUACCCCAUAUUAAAGAAGGGAAAUCACUUCACUUCACUUUAAGUACAGAAAAAAAUAAAUGGGCUUCAGAGUAAGAAAAGAAACUGUCACAGUAAAAGUUUGCAUUUUAUUGGUAAAGAAAAAAAACAACAAAAAAAAAACAACGAUAGAGAUGCAUAAAAAUUAUAAACUACAUUUAGACCACCUCGAUCAGCGGCCUACACGCACAAAGAAAAACCCCAAAAAACGAAGGACAAUUAAGUCUCACAGUCAACGUGUUACACUAAAAGGGUUCACUAAUUUUACUAUACUGAUUAGUUUUAUGGGUUCUUGGUUUGGCCAAACAGAAAACGCACCCUUUCAUACUUAAAGCUACCAAGAUGUGACACAUGAAAAAUAAAAUUACGUCAAUUCAAGAAGCAGGACUGCAGAAAUGUGUACUUUGUUUUAAAUGUUUGACAUCACACUCCCGAAUUUCUUUAUAAAAGAAACCUCCAAUAUGUUACAUAAUGGUCAAAUGGUUAUCUCACAAAAAGUUAACACAUAAUUCUGUUUCCAGAUAACGUAUGGGUGUUUAACAAACAAAAAAAACUCCCCAAAAAAACAAGACUGUGGGGAGGAGCAGGUUGUUCACGGGUUCCUGACCAUGGAAUGUUUUUAAUCAAGAAAUAAAAAUGGUGUGUCCUAUGAGGAGGCCUGAGGUUUUUAAAAAAACAAAAAACAAAAAAAUCAAAUGUAAAAUUACAAAAACAACCCCCCCC
Oreochromis aureus is the source of this 7829-nucleotide messenger RNA. It is a transcript of the gene sgsm1b, whose product is annotated as small G protein signaling modulator 1b. The record is from RefSeq and is a predicted model, not a curated record. Gene Ontology annotation, molecular function: GTPase activator activity. The transcript is spliced from 25 exons. Bases 123 to 3998 code for a protein of 1291 amino acids. Gene Ontology annotation, biological process: activation of GTPase activity. Lineage: Eukaryota; Metazoa; Chordata; Actinopteri; Cichliformes; Cichlidae.